AUGCAAGCCCGGUUACAAAGUCAGGAAGAGCAGAUCCGUCUUUUGAGACAACAGGCUUCGCCAGGGAGUGCUGGACCUAUUUUGCCACCUGCUGUGGCACCAGUUGUACAGACACUUGAGGUUGGGAGUAGGUGGGAGCCACUCUCAAAGGCAAAACAUGAACAACAUCUUCGACAGGUCUUCAAGAGAUUGAGGGAGCAACAAUUGUAUGACAAUUUUAAGAAGUGUGAGUUUUGGCUACCCAAAGUGACAUUCCUUGGAGAUAUUGCUGGUGAAGAUGGAAUUAAGGUGGAGGCAGUGAGAGAUUGGCCGAGACCAAGAAAUGCCUUAGAGGUUAGAAGUUUCCUUGGGUUAGUGGGUUAUUACAGAUGGUUUGUAGAAGGGUUCCUGAAGAUUGCUACACCGAUGAUAGAAUUGACACGGAGGAAUCUAAAGUUCGUCUGGUCAGACAAGUGUGAGAAUAGCUUCCAGCAACUGAAGCGACGGCUGAUUAUUGCUCUGGUAUUGAGCCUUCCUUCGGAAGGAGGGAAGUUUGUGGUAUACUGUGAUGUAUCCAGGUUGGGAUUGGGAUGUGUAUUGAUGCUGAAUGAGAAGGUUAUUGCUUAUUAA
Molecule: messenger RNA, 609 nt
Organism: Humulus lupulus (European hop)
Lineage: Eukaryota; Viridiplantae; Streptophyta; Magnoliopsida; Rosales; Cannabaceae
Exons: 2
Coding region: 1-609 (202 amino acids)
Source: RefSeq, a predicted model, not a curated record